ACAAACUUUCCCAAAUUCUUCGCUAAAACCCCUUUGGCUGCAUCACACACAGUUCCUCACUUCACACAUCCCAGCUGUACUCUCUCUCUCUCUCCCCAAGAACUUGAUAAUGAGGAGUUCUAUGGGGGCAGUGAUAGGGAGGUACCCAUCAAGCGACGGAAGUGCCGAAACGGGUGGAAUCAUAAAGCACAACAGGAAAUGCAGAGAUGUUGUGUUCCUUGUCAUCUUCAUUGCCUUCUGGGUGGGAAUGAUUGUUAACUCCAGCUUUGGAUUCAACAGAGGAAACCCAUUGAGGCUUACUUAUGGGCUGGACUACAAAGGAAAUGUGUGCGGCGAUAGGCAUGGAAAUCCCGACCUUCGGCAAUUGGAACUCAGAUAUUGGUUGAAUCCCAACCAGGUUUACCAGAGUGGAUUAAAGAACAGCCAAUUCACACUUGAUAAUGCCCGGAGUAUCUGUUUGUUGGAUUGCCCUAUCCCAUCCGAAGAUUCUCUCAAUUGGGUGUGUGAUUAUCCAGAGGGAGAUAUCCAUCUAUCAACUGACGACUGGAUAGAUAGGAAUUAUGACUAUUUUGCUGAUCUAACUCCUGUUCUAAGGAACACCUCUCUUCAACUUCAAGGUCCCUGUUAUCCGGUUAUCUUUCCAAGCGUGAACGUUUACUGGAGCUGCCAGUUGAUUGCACGUGCAUCAAAUGUGUCUUUGCGACAUUGGCAGCAAAUGGGUGGAGUAAGCGUUGUUGAGGACAUACUCAUAGAUAAAUCAAUCCACAAGUCCGUCAAUUCACAGUCAGCAGUUUUAAAGAGAUAUGUCGCUGACAUUGGCAAGUCUUGGCCUGUAUUGAUUGUUUGUGGAGGAAUCCUGCCACUGUUCCUAUCAGUAAUAUGGCUUUUGAUGAUUAGACAUUUUGUGGCUGGGAUGCCAUGGAUAACAGUCAUCCUCUUCAACGUCCUCAUAAUUUCAUUUACAAUGUUCUAUUAUUUGAAGGCUGGAUGGAUGGGAAACACUGCCAUAUCUCCUAUUAUUGGUGAGCAUGAUCCAUAUUAUAACGUAUCUUCCAGGGAGCUUAAACAUCUUCAAGCUGUUGCUAUUCUCAUGACCAUUGUGAUGAUUAUCUCCAUUCUUUCAUCUAUUGCAAUAGUCCGCCGCAUCCUUAUGGCAACAUCUGUUCUCAAGGUUGCUGCCAAGGUCAUCGGAGAAGUUCAGGCACUUAUAAUCUUUCCAGUCAUACCUUACUUUAUCCUUGCAAUUUUUUACAUGUUCUGGCUUUCGGCUGCUCUCCAUCUUUUCAGUUCCGGUCAGGUCCUCGAAAAUGACUGCAACUCCAACUGCUGUGCCUAUGAGCUUGGGUUGAAAAGGGUGAGCUGUGAUCGUUGCUGCGGUUAUAGCAUCCAUUAUACUUCCCAUAUCGGUGCUGCAAUCCUUUUCCACCUAUUUGGCUGUUACUGGGCCACACAGUUUUUUAUAGCAUGCUCUUCAACUGUGAUUGCGGGUUCUGUUGCUUCCUACUAUUGGGCACGUGGUGAAACAUCGCCAGAGAUUCCAUUUCUUCCUGUUGUCUCCUCCAUGAAGCGGCUGAUGCGUUACAGCCUUGGUUCUGUAGCUAUUGGCUGCCUACUUGUAUCCUUUGUUGAGUCCAUCCGGUUUAUACUUGAGGCUAUUCGUCGCAAAUUGAAAGUUGCUAAUGUGGUACCUGAUAGCCACAUUGGAAGGUUGGCAUUUCACUCUUCUCAGUUUUUCCGACGAUGUAUUGAAUGGACCACCAAAUCCGUGAACCGCAAUGCCUAUAUUAUGAUUGCUAUCACGGGAAAAAGCUUCUUUAAGGCUUCUGAGUUCGCGACAGAAUUGAUCAUCAGCAACAUCCUUCGGAUAGGGAAAGUGAACGUGAUUGGUGAUGUUAUCCUCUUUCUUGGGAAGUUGUGUGUCAGCCUUUCAAGUGCAGUGUUUGCUUUCCUCAUGUUGAACACUCACAAAUACAACUCUGCCCACAACAAGAUCUCCUCCCCUCUAUUUCCUGUGCUGGUAUGCUGGGGUCUCGGCUAUGUUGUAGCUACUCUUUUCUUUGGCGUUGUGGAGAUGUCUAUUGAUACCAUCAUCCUCUCAUUCUGCCAGGAUUCUGAUGAGCACCAAGGUACUGCUCAAUUUGCCCCUCCCCUUCUCCUUGAGACUCUCAAUGACCAAAAUGAGAUGCAAAGACUUACCCAAUAACCCCUUUGUAAACCUUCCAAUGCUUGUUUUGUUUUGUUGUAUUCUCUUCAUGGAACUUGAGAAUCCUCAAUGUAUAAUAUGAUCUAUAUGCUUUGGUCCGCGCUCA
This is a messenger RNA of Rhododendron vialii, 2309 nucleotides long. RefSeq names its product choline transporter protein 1-like. Bases 110 to 2203 code for a protein of 697 amino acids. Gene Ontology annotation, molecular function: transmembrane transporter activity. Gene Ontology annotation, cellular component: membrane. The record is from RefSeq and is a predicted model, not a curated record. NCBI's taxonomy places the organism in Eukaryota, Viridiplantae, Streptophyta, Magnoliopsida, Ericales, Ericaceae. Gene Ontology annotation, biological process: transmembrane transport. The transcript is spliced from 10 exons.